Messenger RNA from Globicephala melas (long-finned pilot whale), 3462 nucleotides. It is a transcript of the gene C15H20orf96, whose product is annotated as chromosome 15 C20orf96 homolog. NCBI's taxonomy places the organism in Eukaryota, Metazoa, Chordata, Mammalia, Artiodactyla, Delphinidae. The record is from RefSeq and is a predicted model, not a curated record.
UUCGAGACCCCAUGCCAGUUUCACGUUUGCUGCUUGCAUCCCAUGGGUUGGGAAUGAUGGGAGUUCUUUCCCGCCCCAAUCCAGACUCAACCACGCUGGGAUUUGCUCCACAGUCCCCCAGUUCCAGGUUCUGGAUUAUGUUCCAUGGCAGCGGUCCAAGCAGAAAGCCAAGCCAUCUACUCUGCCUCCGAUCCCACGAGCUGUCAACACUCAGAAAAGCAAAAUGAAGACCUGGACUACCGUCCAGCCAGGGUUGCAAUCCAAGCCCACCUUGUGGAUGACAAGUCAGCCGAGGAAUCCACUAGAACUGCGCAGAGGAAAGUUGGACUCGGGGAAGACACAGACGAAAAUCCGACUAGUGAGAACGAUGCUCAGGAACCGGCGAACCGCGCACCAGGAGCUCUGCAACCACGAGGACUUCCUCACCAAGCUCUGUGGGGAACUGAUCAAGACCAUCCAGAACACGGACGACAGCUCGGCCCUGAAAGUGCGGGUGAUGCUGCAGCAGGAGGACGUCUUCACGACCAUCGCUGACAUCUUGGAGUACUCAAACAAGAAGAAGCUGCACCAGAUGAAGUGUGAGCUUCAGGAAUGGGAGGAGAAGGAGGAAUCCAGGAUACAAAACCUGGAGCAGCAGGUGGAACAGCUGGAUGCCAAGAUCGAGAAGGUCCACAAGAAAGUGAGCUUCAUGAGCACUUACAUGGACCGUGAGUAUCCCAUCAAGUCGGUCCAGGUUGCCAACCUUGUGCGCCAGCUGCAGCAGGUGAAGGACAGCCAGCAGGAUGAGCUGGAUGACCUCAGUGAGAUGUGCAGAAUGGUCCUGGCAUCUAUGUCCAACCAGAUUCAGAAUAAGAAAAAAAACCUACUGAGGUCUCUGGUGGUGAAAAUCCAGCGUGCUCAUCAGGAGACGCUCCUGCAGAAGACUUGGAAUAGCCGGCUCAUACUGAAAUACAUGGACAAGUUCCGAGAACUCAUAGACCAUUUUGAGGAGGAAAUACCCGUAUUAAGGGCUGAGGUGGAGCAGCUCCAGUUUCAGAUCUGGGAACCCCGAGAGACUGUGUUUGCGGACGUUCUGCUUCGGAGAUCCAAUACUGUCAAGUUUAUGAUGUGCCUAUGGAGUGCCAGGCACUGUGAGUGCCAGUAACCCUUCGCUCUACCACCAUGGAGCCAAGGAGGGGACCAGACAUUCAUCGAUAACGAGCCACCGACAAAGGUCCCGCGGCAACUGACCCCAGAGCUGCUGAAGCAGAGGCAUAGACGUGGCGCUGGCAGAGCGUAGCCCGGACAGAGAGGAGUCUGGAGGGUCAAGAGAGGUUUCCCUGAGAAUGUGACAGUUUAAACCAAGGUCUGAAGGAUGAUGCAUAGAAGUUCACUGGGCAAAAGGGGCUGAAGGGGGAAACUGAAGGAAGAACAUUUCCAGGUGGUGGUGCUGGCGUCUUGGGGGUGUGGUGAGUAGGCACCGUCGUCCUUAUCUGAGCUCUGAACACAUUGAAAUAAGACUGAAAGGAGCAAGGCAGACACGGGCCAGACGCUCACUUUUAUUCUGAUGAAGCUGAUUUUAGAGAAGGUAGCAACAGCUUCUACCUCCAGAUAUCUUGGCUUCUGAAUAGUGAACCCAGAAUUAGGCAAGUCGAGCUCCUUGGUCAGCUGUGUUGGAGCAGAGGAGAGUGUCGUCCUUGCAGGCUGCUCGUGGCUGAGAGGGAACAGGGCACCCAUGCCCCAUCCUAUUCUCCAGACUCACUGUUCAGGUCGUUGUACCCCUUUCCAGGGGCAGAGUGAGUAAAGCGAGGCCAGGAGCAGUAUGCCUCUGCUGCCCCUCCACGGGCAGGGAGACACCGGGAAUGGGAAGACGCUUUCUCCUCCUAAAACGUGGGAGGGGCGCAUCCCUAGGCAGAGCUUCUCCAACCAGAACGUGCACAGGAAUCCCCUAGAGAUCUCGUUACAAAGCAGAUGCUGAACCGGUAGAUCUGGAGUGGGGCUAAGGAGUCAGCAUUUCUAAGAAGCUCCUGGGUGAGGCUGACGCUGCCAGUCCCUGGGUCACAAGCCGAGCAGUGAGGCUGUGGAGCAUGUGUGGUAGGAGGGAACUUGAUGUUUACCAGGGGCUGAAUGAGGCUGGAAUGCAGAGUGGUGGGGAGAGUAACGGGGAGGAAGCAGGACAGCUCAGCCCCUAGGAACCGCCACGCAGGGCCCGGUAGACUGAGGGAAGAGUUUGAUACUUGACCCUGAAAGCCAAGAAAUUGUAAGCUGAGUGGUGACAUCAGAUUUGCAUUCCAAGAAGAGUUACUUUGAAAAGAGGGUGGAGGAGAUAUUGGAGAGGGGCCAGAGGAGGUGCUGGGAGUCUGGUUGGCAAUCGUGUGUGUGUAGGGGGGGGUCGGGAGUGGCUUGGCCAGGGUGGGUGGCAGAAGAGAGAGGAGAGAUGGAUGGAGUGGAGAAGAAUUGAAGAAGGUAAACCCGUAGGCCUUGGUGAUAUUUGGAUGUGGGAAGUCAAGGACAGGGAGGUGUCAAGAAUGACCCCUGGGUUUCUGGCUUUUGUCACAGGGUGGGUAGUGGUACCAGAUCCAGAGAGAGGGAAGGCUGGGGCCGGGGGGUGAAGGAUGCUUACGCAGGUCAGUCUGCAGUUGACUGGGACACUGAGUUUAAUUUACAGAGACCUCAGCGUGGAGCUGUCAGCUAGGCAGUUGGGGGUACGAGUGUAGAUAUCAGAAGACAGAUACUGACUGGAGAUGGAAAUUUGGGCAUUGCCAGUACAGACAUGCAUUUUUUUUUUACUAUUAUUUUGAACAAUUUCAAAUAUACAGAAAAGUCCAGAGAGUAUUAUGAUGAAUACCCAGUUACCCAUCUAGAUUUAGAAAUAGUUAUAUUUUUGCCAUAUUGGCUUCAUCUUCAUUUCUUCCUUGUUCUUUCUUCUGAAAUGUUGUAAAUUGCAGACAUCCUGACAUUUCAUGUCUAAAUCCUUCAGCGUGCGUCAGUAUGUACCAUGAGAGUGGGUGAGAGAACUGGGAGGGAGAAUGUAAUCCUGGAGCCUUGGAAAUGUUCGUGCUGGUCACUGAGAUGGGAAGAUAGUGCAGAUGGGAACCCACUGCUCUUGCUACUGUUACGGAAAGAAUAAUGCCUGUCAUUUACUGAGCACUUAUUACAUGCUGGCCUGGUCUCAUUUAAUCUUCCCAUCAGUGACUGAAGGUGGACCCUCCCCCCUUGACAGAUGAGGAAACGAGGCUCGCCUGGGGUCUGUCACAUAGUGAGUGCUUGUUACAUAGGUGCCCAGUGAUGUCCAGAGGCUCAGAGGGGAGAAGCAGUAUGCUCAAGGUGACACAGAGUUAGGCUUCCAAACCAGUCAUCCUGACUGCAGAGAGAGCGCUCGUCCUGAGGGGCCCCAGCACUUCAGAGCUGAGCUCUUGUUUCCUCUUGGCCUCAGAGCUCUGUGGGGCAACAUGAGUCCUGCCAAACCAGUUCCUUUUCCAU